Symbiodinium sp. CCMP2592 is the source of this 579-nucleotide messenger RNA. The record is from the annotation of a GenBank genome assembly. Lineage: Eukaryota; Dinophyceae; Suessiales; Symbiodiniaceae.
AUGGAUGAAGAAGCGGUGCCUCAGGCAUCCAAGCUGACCGGCUUUAUCUUCCCCGGGAACCCGAAUGCCGCUCGAAACCUCACGGACCAGCAGAGAGCCGAGAUUCAGGCCUUGAGUAAGACGGAAGACAUCGAGCUAACCGAAAGGAAGCGGCUCAAUGAGGGCCUUCGACGCCGCAUGAAGAAUCCGCAAGGACUACGAAAGGGAUUGGUUGAGCAGUGGCAAGCUGCCGUAUCGCCAACGGACAAGUUUGCUUUCUUGAAAGCCUACCUGCUCGAUACGCAGAUGAGUUCCAUCGAGGUGCAGCCCUACUUCGAAGAGCUGGCAGAAACGGUCAACAAUGAGCGGUUCAUAGAACUCCCACUAUGUGAGAUAAAGCAGAAGUACGCCCACCUUCCCGGAGCAGAGAAGUUUAUCCAGGACUUGCAGGCGAACCAGACCGGCAAGACCCACCCGCAGACCUCCGACCCCGAAUGGCGGAUUUACAAAAUUUUCAAGUGUGUGGAUCUGUCUAGAGACUCGCCUGCAUUAGUUGUUCCUGCUGUGUCCUACACCCAUGCAGUCCUUAAGAACCUGUAA